GAUAAACCCUAAAAGAUCAUCAUUGGUUGGUUCUAUCUGAAUUACAUCGAAUCUUUGAUCUCUGAGCAUUUGUUGUUCAAAAGCUGAUCUCUCUUUGUCACUGUAGAAAUUCUCUUUGGGAAAAAUGUCAUCUGUUGGAACAUCGAAGGGGGUUCUGGAGAUCGUCAAGUUCGGUGUCUAUGUUGCUGUUCCGAUCGUCCUUAUGUAUACGUUCGCCAACAACAGUACCAAUAUCAAGAAAUUCAUGGGCAAUCGUUCAUAUGUUGUUUAUCCUGAAGAGGCACCUCGACCUCCUCCACCGGAGGAGUUAAGAGAGAUGGCACGAGAGCUUGCUCGUAAGAAGAACAUCCCGUGAGUUUAUGAGAUGGAAAUAUACAAAAUUUCGAUGUUAUUUGUAAUAGUAAACUGCUCGGCGUAACAACUGGUAAUAAGGUAAUGACAAUGUUAUGUUGUUUAUUCCUGUAAGAUCAUAAUGGGAUUGUAUAAGAAAAGCAAUAAUGAAGAAGAGGAAGCAUUUCUUUUGCUACAUAUUUUUUGUGAUUUUGUGCACAUCAAUGGAUGAAGUAAAACAUUUUCUGAUAA
Molecule: messenger RNA, 582 nt
Organism: Arabidopsis arenosa
Lineage: Eukaryota; Viridiplantae; Streptophyta; Magnoliopsida; Brassicales; Brassicaceae
Source: the annotation of a GenBank genome assembly